Molecule: messenger RNA, 3138 nt
Organism: Triplophysa dalaica
Lineage: Eukaryota; Metazoa; Chordata; Actinopteri; Cypriniformes; Nemacheilidae
Gene: nfya
Product: nuclear transcription factor Y, alpha
Exons: 10
Coding region: 1334-2368 (344 amino acids)
Biological process (GO): regulation of transcription by RNA polymerase II
Cellular component (GO): CCAAT-binding factor complex
Molecular function (GO): DNA-binding transcription factor activity, RNA polymerase II-specific; RNA polymerase II cis-regulatory region sequence-specific DNA binding
Source: RefSeq, a predicted model, not a curated record
UCGCUCGGUUAGCUGGGGAUUGGUGUGUGACCGACCAACCAAAUGACUAAAACCAUUAUAAACGGGAGUUGUGGGGAUUGUGUGUGUCAAAGUCCACGGUGUGGACGGCGUGCACUGUAAUGUGUUUAAUUAUGUAUUUACAACAGAAAACAAUCUCGUUUAAUGAUUCAUUUUCUUUGUUUUCAUGUUUAGCAGAGCCGGCGUCUCGUUUAGGCCCAGUUUAGCAGUUUAGCGCCGCGCUUUGUUAUGUCAGUUUAUUUACGUAAACAGAUCGUCGAUUUCUUUAGGUUUCAAAUAGGCUUGAAAAAAUGUUAUCGCUUUGAAUUUCGUUUUAAACACCAUUUUGUGACAAAUACAUGUUUGUGCUCGAGAAAGGUAGAUAUAGGUGCUACAGGGCCAACAUUGUUGGACAAAGAGAAAGCAAAGCAUUAACAUCAUCUGUACAAUAUAAUGUAUCGCAAGACUUAAAACACGCUCAUAAUCAAGAUUUGAGGUUAAUUUGUGUGAAAGAAAAGUUAAUAAAUCAUAAUGAAUGCGACGCGUGGAAGAGAAACAAAAGCCGAUACAAUGUAACGAUACAAAGAUACUUAACUGUUAUUUUUUUCCUUUUUAAUACCGGAUGACAAAUCUUAAUAUCGGUCCUUUGACGUAACGUUACUCGUGUGUUUUAUGGCAUAAGUCGUUUCCUAUGUUUUAUAUUUGCAUGUCGUCAACAUUACAGCACUACCAACCUUUCUCUCAUGUUUGUAUCAGUUUUUUGUAUAAGCCAUGAUUUUGCUAUAGUAUGUUAAUUCAUGGCACUAUUGUAUAACAUGGAUGCACGAAUGGAUAUCAGUGUCCCCAAAAACAUAAAUUGUGAAGGAGGUAUCUUACAUAUUACAAUAAUGGUAUUGCCAUUGUAAUAUUCACAUACUCCGUAUCACUUAUGUCACAUACAGAAAAAGGUAAGGGAUGCUGCAUAAGGUCCAUAAACCAUGCUAGUGCCAAAUUUGGGCAAAUCUUUGCAUUCCGCUGCUAUGGACUAAACUGAACUAAAUACUUUCAUACAGACAGUUGUUAACUCUUUUGCCCAAGAUUCAGUUUUAAAGCGAGAGUUCUUCCAAAAAUAAAAAUGAUGUCAUUACUCACUCCCUAGUUGUUCCAAACUUUUUUGAAUUUUGAGAAUUCUUGUAACCAAACCGUUCUCGGACCACAUUGACUACCAUAGCAGGGAAAAUGACAAUGCUAGUCAAAGUUCAACAAAACAAAGACAUUCAUACAGAUUUGGAACAACUCAAAGACUCGUGCCGUGUGCUGAUCUCAUAACUCGAACCGCAGCGGUCAGACAGAAAACAUGGAGUACACUACCGCCACUACAUCCAGCGGAGAGCAGAUAGUGGUGCAGACCAGCAAUGGACAGAUCCAACAACAGGGCACAGUGACUGAGGUGCAGUUGCAGACUGAGCCUCAGGUAGGCCAGACUGCAGCCCAACAGGUUCUUCAGGUAGUUCAAGGCCAGCCUCUUAUGGUACAAGUCAGUGGGGGUCAGCUCAUCACCUCCUCUGGACAGCCUAUAAUGGUACAGGCGAUGGGAGGGCAGGGUCAAACCAUCAUGCAGCUACCUGUAUCUGGUACUCAGGGGCUACAGCAGAUUCAGUUGGUACAGCCGGGGCAGAUUCAGCUCUCGGGUGGACAAACUCUGCAGUUACAGGGUCAGCAAGGACAGACCCAACAGAUCAUAAUUCAACAGCCACAGACCGCCGUCACCGCCGGACAAAACCAGGGUCAACAGCAGAUAACUGUACAAGGGCAGCAGGUGGCACAAACCGCAGAGGGACAGACCAUUGUUUACCAGCCUGUGAAUGCUGACGGCACCAUCUUACAGCAAGGAAUGUUCACCAUUCCAACUGCAUCUUUAGCCGGAGCUCAGUUAGUCUCGACUGGAUCGGGUACAAAUGGCUCCAACAAUGGUCAGGGAACAGUGACGGUCACUCUGCCCAUGGCAGGAAACAUGGUCAACACUGGAGGAAUGGUCAUGAUGGUCCCUGGAGGUUGCGGGACGGUCCCUAACAUGCAGCGUAUUCCACUUCCUGGUGCAGAGAUGAUGGAGGAGGAGCCUCUUUAUGUCAACGCUAAACAAUAUCACCGGAUACUCAAGAGGAGACAAGCACGGGCCAAACUAGAGGCCGAGGGCAAGAUACCCAAAGAGAGAAGAAAAUACUUACAUGAGUCCCGUCAUCGUCACGCCAUGGCCAGGAAGCGCGGGGACGGUGGCCGCUUCUUCUCUCCUAAGGAAAAGGAGGAGAUGGCCCUGCAGGCCAUGAAGGUGAGCGAGGGGCUUGAGCUGAGCUCUCACUGGCAAGCCACCUCUGCCCCGCCCCUGGGGUAACCUAGCGACAGGUUUUCCAUCCAAUCCCAGCCCGUAUCUCAGCAGAGAGACUGAAAUGGUCACGUACACCUAAUUUAAUUUAGACCAUCCAUACACUGCGUGCCCAAGCUCUACCUCAUGUGUCUUUACUUCCGUCUGUCUGCCAAUUUGAGGUCUCCGACAAAGUCGAAUAAACUUAUAUACUGAGAUUUAAGUUUGUAUGUUCUAGUGUGUCGAAUGAGCAUUGUCAAGAUUAAUCCCCAUGUUUGCUAUGCUGUCAAGCUUCUUUCAUUAUUUAAAGUUACAGUUUGACAUUUCAGUCUCGUUGAUGCUUGCAGAGAGCUCAUGGUUACCUUUGUGAGCAGCUGACCGCUUUUUCUUUCGAAAUAAAACAGUGCCAGCUAUAAACACGGGUGAUUUACGCAUUUGACUCUGAAUGAUAAGGGGGUCAUUUCUAAAAUAUGGCUUUGGCUUCUUGCAUUUCUGCUGUCUGUCUAAACAAACUUUGAACUUCUAGUCAGACUGCUGUUGUCACUGAGAUGUAUAAAGCUCUGUUCAUUGUCCUUUUUGGUCUUAAUGUAUACAUUUGUUUAUUUCAUUUGUUAUGUAUGGCUUGGCUUUCACCCCUGGAUGCUCUUCUGUCUUUGCCCAGAGCUGUUGCUUUGUUAUGACUUUGCCAUCUUGUGUUUCAUUCACAGUGGGCCAUUGUUUCACUUUGCAUUGCAUUUGUGUUUGUUACUAAAUGAUUAAAUUCCCUUUUUAUGCAAAUAAACCUUUGUUUUUGAUUUUUA